Messenger RNA from Quercus robur (English oak), 1914 nucleotides. RefSeq lists its product as uncharacterized. NCBI's taxonomy places the organism in Eukaryota, Viridiplantae, Streptophyta, Magnoliopsida, Fagales, Fagaceae. Bases 600 to 1544 code for a protein of 314 amino acids. The record is from RefSeq and is a predicted model, not a curated record. The transcript has a single exon.
UUUAAGAUUGAGAGAAUCUUUUUACUUUAUUUUAUGUUCUGUUAAACCCAUUUCGGAGCACCUGUGAGGUUUAGAGAAUGUUAUAUAAUUCUGGCUAGAAGAUAAAAUUAUCCACAGCUUGUAGGUUUAGAACCUUGUCGUGUCGAAAGUAAAAAAGGGUUCUACUCUACAAUCAUGUUUCAUUAUUCAAGAGUGUGAUUGUCAGAGAAAGAGAGCUUUUUUUCUUUUUUUUUGGGUGUGUUUUAGCAGGUGAGUGUUUUUGGUUUGUCGUUUACCAAUAGAGUUAGGAAAUAAUACAUUGUUGCUUUUUUAGUAAAGAGAAGCUGAGAGUUUGAUACCUCUUUGUUCCAGUCAAAGUAUAGAGGAUCUGGGUUCUAGAGUUUGUCUCUUGCUCAGAUAAGAUUGAGACUAUUCAGAAGUCCCCUGUAAGCUUUUCCUUCACUUUCUUGGGUAUGUCUUGCAGUGGAAUCAAGUGGAUUUUCAGGUAGACUACAGCUUAUGAUGGUUUUUUGGCUAAGAUAUUUCAGUGCAACUUGAGCUUGUUAUUUUGAUGAUUUGAGGUAAGAUCAGAAGUUCUCUAAUGUGAUUUGAAGGCAAAGAUGAAAUCUUUGAGUAGUGUAGGACUUGGUCUGAGUGUAGUUUUUGGUUGCCUUUUCUUGGCUCUUGUUGCUGAGCUUUACUACUUAUUGUGGUGGAAGAAGAGGUUUGCCAAUGGAAGGAUUGAAAAUGACUACAGCAGCCCCGCUAGAGAGCUAUUCUACAUGUUUUGCUGGAAAAAGUCUACUUCUUUGAGUCACACAGCUUUGGAUCCCCAGGAACUUCGUGCUUCUGUGGGAAUCGCAGGCACCCUUGUCCAUGAACCAGAAGCCCAGCUUCAUAUGCAGUCAAACAAGGAUUUUUGGCUCAAACCCUUUGGAGAGGAUGACAUAGAGACAGAGUUUAUGAGGCUAGAAAACCUCUCAGGCCCUCCAAGAUUCCUCUUCACAAUUAUAGAGGAAACUAGGGAGGAUUUAGAGUCUGAAGAUGCCAAGUCUAAGGGUGACAAGAGUGGAAAGAAUUCAAGAAGUAGAAGCUUGAGUGAUUUGAUUCUAACAGUGGAGACUCCAUAUUUGACCCCUCUGGCUUCUCCAUCAUUUUUCACUCCCCCUCUUACUCCACAAAAACAAAAUGGAUUCAACCCUCUAUUUGAAUCAGCAACAGAUGCAGAGUUCAACAGGAUGAAGUCAUCACCUCCUCCAAAAUUCAAGUUCUUGCAGGAUGCAGAGGAGAAACUUGAAAGAAAACUAAUGGAAGCAGCUCAAGAAAAGGUUCAUAUUGGCGAUGAGCUUGUUCAAGAAAACAUAAAUAAAGAUUCCCAUUCAAAGUUUCAUAAAGAUGAGGAAGAUGGGCCUUUCAUCACAAUCAUUGUGGACAGGAACAAGGAAAGAGAGCUUAUUAAUCACCAUUUACCACAGUAUCAUUCAAGCACUUCACAGGUACUUCCUCUAGCUUCUUCACCUUCAACAUUCAGAACACAGAUUAACAAGGAGCCCAAUUUUCAUUAGAGUUUGAUUAACCAAUAUGAAAUGGUUUUGUCUUUCUUCUCCCCCCACCUUUGUAUCUUAUUGGAUUUUUUUCGAUGUUUGUCAGUCUUUUUUAAGAUUGUAUCUUAUUUCUUCUGCGGUGUUUGGGGAUGCUGUUAGUGUUAUAACCUUAUAGGUUAAACUUGCUUAACCAUUGUGGAAUGUAUCUUGAAUUUUCAAGGUGGGUCUGAGACUCUGAUGCAAGUGUUGGGGAGACCUGUGGGGGUUAUUUGUUUUAUUCAAUCUCCAUGUCUCCACAGUGUCUAAAACCUGUAAUCAUUCUUGUGACUGAUAUUAUUGUCGAAAGGGCACUGUAAAAUUCUUUCAAGGCCAUGCCUUUCUUUCCCCUUAA